Molecule: messenger RNA, 1556 nt
Organism: Salarias fasciatus (jewelled blenny)
Lineage: Eukaryota; Metazoa; Chordata; Actinopteri; Blenniiformes; Blenniidae
Product: serine protease 27-like
Exons: 6
Coding region: 83-1114 (343 amino acids)
Biological process (GO): proteolysis
Molecular function (GO): serine-type endopeptidase activity
Source: RefSeq, a predicted model, not a curated record
UGAACCUAUGGAAACGGGGUACUUAUUGUUUAGCAGUUGUUGUAUUUAUUGUUGAAGACGCGGUGGAAGAGGUUUGGAGAAAAUGGCUGUGCGGCAGGUUGCACGUGGUUUGACACUGAUGCUCUUUGUAUUUCACCAAGGUUGUGACUCACAGGAAUUCAGAUGCGGCGAGGCUGUGAACAACAACAGAAUCGUGGGCGGACAGGAAGCAGAUCCAGGCAGCUGGCCCUGGCAGGCAGCUCUAUACCUCUUUGAUACCUUCACCUGUGGAGGGACCCUGAUCAACGACCAUUGGGUGCUGACAGCCGCUCACUGCCUGACAACUGAGGAUCUGAGUGGUGCAGAGGUCCUUCUCAGCCUCCACAACAUCUCCGAUCCCGGCCCCGACGUAGUGACGGUGGCCCUGGACGAAAUCAUCUGCCAUCCUGCCUACAACAGUUUCACGUUUGAAAAUGACAUCUGCCUCCUGAAGCUCUCCACGCCAGUGACCUUCUCAGACAGCAUCCAGCCCAUCUGCCUGCCCACCAAAGGCAGCACUUUCCACACUGGGCUCAGCAGCUGGGUCACAGGUUUUGGCACCAUCGAUAACGGUAAUCUGGCCGAGGUGCUGCAGGAGGUGAACGUCCCGAUAGUGGGAAACACUCGGUGUCAGUGCUACCUCAGGGACUUUUCUGAGAUCACAGAAAACAUGGUCUGUGCCGGCAGGGAAGCUGGAGGGAAGGACUCGUGCCAGGGAGACUCUGGAGGCCCACUGAUGACCCAAACAUCCACGUCCUGGGUGGAGGUCGGAGUUGUGAGUUUCGGAGAUGGCUGCGGCCUUCCCAGGAGACCCGGAGUCUACACUCGUGUGUCGCAGUACGAAGACUGGAUCAGGGAACAGCUCAACGGGUCGGACGUGGGCUUCGUGACCGUCACCCCUGAGGGCAUCGACCCCGACUUGUUCUUCACCUGUCCUACGGCCACCCCCUCCACCACCACCCAUCACUACAAGAUGACCACCGAAGACGACAGUAUCUUCGGCGGCGGGGAAACGCUGAUCCACUUCGCUCACUUCCUCUCCCUCGGUGCCGUCGGUUUAUGUCUGCAUGUACUGUUUGGUGGUGCUCUGCUGUGAUUUCACUCGUUUAUUCUGUUGCUUUUCUUUCAUGACCUUUAAUCAGGGUUAUUUCUUCUGGAAUCUGAAUUGAAUUGUUAAAAAAAAUAAAACAGGAGAAGUAAAAAAGCAUACUUGGUUGCAAACAACGCCACUAAAUAAUUAAACGAUAAGUAAUGGAAAAUAAACUAUUCUGAUAUAAUAUAUUGUAAAUACUUUGAAACCUGUUUAAUUUUUCACUUUUGACACUUUCACUGUUGCUGAGACUCGGCAAGCAUGUUGAAAGUGAAAACUGUCAACAAAAAGUUUCAAGAAGUAGGAAUUCAAGCUCUUUGGAUGUAAUGUAUUAAAACGUUGAUUUGUCUGAUCGAUUCACUUUAAGCUAAGUCAUUCUGAAUGAAGGGAUUUUCACUUUUCAGUCGUAUGCUGUGACUGUCAAAUAAAGAUGAAAUGAAGCAUAAAA